This is a messenger RNA of Drosophila novamexicana, 1524 nucleotides long. RefSeq names its product BLOC-1-related complex subunit 5 (gene BORCS5). Gene Ontology annotation, cellular component: cytoplasmic side of lysosomal membrane; synaptic vesicle membrane; BORC complex. Gene Ontology annotation, biological process: lysosome localization; positive regulation of anterograde synaptic vesicle transport; organelle transport along microtubule. The transcript has a single exon. NCBI's taxonomy places the organism in Eukaryota, Metazoa, Arthropoda, Insecta, Diptera, Drosophilidae. Bases 203 to 1297 code for a protein of 364 amino acids. The record is from RefSeq and is a predicted model, not a curated record.
GGAAAAGAACAACAAGAAAAACAAAUUGCAGCACAAAAUAGAGCUGCUUGUUUAAAUUAAUUGAAGGUCAAGGAAGGGAUUUGAACAAUUCCCAAAGACACGGAGAAAAUAGGUUUACACAUUCCAGCGUGCCUGUAGCACGGACAACGGUUCCGCUGCUGAAAUAAAAUCAAUACAAGGGCAGUGGCAUCGCCGAAGCGCAAUGGGUGCGGAGCACUCGCAACAGCGCAUCGAGGCUGACGGCCAUGAGAUCUUCGAGAGACGCGACCCGGCACUGACCGUUGACCAAACAUCCAAUGCAGCGUGCGCCGUUCGCAUGAGCGAUGGCAGCGCCAUGGCUCUAACGGCGGCCGCAGCGGCGGCCACAAACAAACGCCGAGGCGGCGCCGUCCAACAGAGACAGCAGCAGCUGCAGCAGCAGCAGCAGCAGCAACUGCAAACGUUGCCGCACGGAGCUGGCAAUGGACCAGCCAGCAUUGUGAUUGCCAGCAAGCAAAUCAUUUCGGAUACUGCCUCGCCCACUAGUUCCGAGCUGAGCCGGCCGCCCUCGCCGCCGCUGAGCGUGUGCUCAGAUCUGCCUUAUGUCUCGUAUACGGAUCGACCCAUCGGCGAUUCGCCCAAAAUCCGCAACAGGCCCGCCCACAUGCUGCAACAGAGCAGCGCCAGUCGUGCCGCGGCACGAAAAUCACAUCCCAGUGGCAUUACCACUGCCAUCAAACCAAAGCGGCCACAGUCGACGGCCUCCAGCCAUAACAUUGUGAUCGUGAAGCCGGGCACACGUGAUAUCAACGAUGACAUUGAUCCGGACUUGCUGCGUCUGCGCAACAUACCGCAGUUUUUGCCCGUGCUGCGCGAGUCAAUCAGUUCGGCGACAUAUACACGAGAUACGGAAAUCCUGGAGCGCCUGCAUUCACAGCAUUUGCUUAAUAUAUGCGGCCGCAUGCAGACGCAUUUGAAUCUAUGCGCCAGCCAUGUGGCCAGCGAACAGAAUCACCUAGUCGAGCGGACCAAGGUGGUUAGCAAUUCGAUAACGACGCUCUUCGCCAGCUUUGUCGAUAUGCAGAAGACGUACGCCUCGUAUGCGGAACAUUUUGCCAAAAUUCGCAGCGUUUCGCAGCAGCUGAGCCGCUGUAACUCGCUGUUGCACGAGAAUAUUGCCAGCCUGGAGGCCAUCAAUAAUUUUCUGGACGAUGAGGAUCGCCUCGAGCCGUUCGUCUGGCGCACCGAUGACAACAAGCUGCGUGGCGAAGCCGAGGGCGCUGCCGGCGGCAAUAGCAAUCGCCUGUGGCGCCUCUAGGUGCUCCGGCCAGCGCCAGUUGCGCAUCCAAAGAUAGUUUGUUAUUAGUCUAACUCUUAACUCGUUUCAUGUAUUUAUUGUGUACAUUAACUUUAUAUAUAUAUAUAUAUUGUGUAUCCAAUUGCGCGUGUUGAAUUUGUUCUAAAGGUUUAUUCGGAAUUGUUGUUGUACCCUCAGCCGAUCUCGUGUAUUUGAGUAGUCCACUCCUAAUUAUAGUCUAUUCCAUU